Molecule: messenger RNA, 1139 nt
Organism: Mustela lutreola (European mink)
Lineage: Eukaryota; Metazoa; Chordata; Mammalia; Carnivora; Mustelidae
Gene: CKS1B
Product: CDC28 protein kinase regulatory subunit 1B
Exons: 3
Coding region: 427-669 (80 amino acids)
Biological process (GO): regulation of mitotic cell cycle
Cellular component (GO): SCF ubiquitin ligase complex; cyclin-dependent protein kinase holoenzyme complex
Molecular function (GO): cyclin-dependent protein serine/threonine kinase activator activity; histone binding; ubiquitin binding
Source: RefSeq, a predicted model, not a curated record
UUGUGCGGCCGAUCCGAGCGCGUGUGGAAGGCAGCCCGCGCCAGGGGCUGUCGGAGGGGAGGCUGCGGUCCUGUGUUGGGACGGGAGCGGGGCCUUUGCCGAGCGUCGCCGCCGCUGCUCCCGGCGGCACGUCUGGCGUGUUUCCGCGGAGCCGGGGCGAGUCUGGGUCAGCCCAGCUCGUGUCGGAGUAAUUUUUCGCCACGAAGGGGUCUUCCCCUUGGUUAGGAGAACUUGGGAAGCCGUGUCCUGGCUGCUCUCCCCAAAGCAGGGAACGAGAUCAGGGGUAACCGUGGAGGGGAGGACAUGGCCAUUUCACGCUUCGUGGUGGCUCUUCACGCGGCUCCCCCCGAGGCUUUUCUUCCGCGAAACCAGUCCUUUUCACAACUACUUUGAGUUACUGGCUGUGUGUGCCCUGAGGCUGCCCUGAUGUAUUCUAGAGUAGGCCGCAGCCUGAGCCCCAGGAAGGCAGGAAAACCGUGCCCCUUUCCGCAUGUCAUGUUGCCCAAGGACAUCGCCAAGCUCGUCCCCAAGACCCAUCUGAUGUCUGAAUCCGAAUGGAGGAACCUUGGUGUGCAGCAGAGUCAGGGAUGGGUCCAUUACAUGAUCCACGAACCAGAACCUCACAUCUUGUUGUUCCGACGGCCGCUGCCCAAGAAGCCAAAGAAAUGAAGCGGCUGCCGCUUCAGCCUCGAGCUCCGCACAGCUGCCCUCGCUUGCCGACAUCUUCCCGACAGCAUCAUUAUGUCGCCUUCUUGUUUCUUACUUUGAUAUUUAAAGGACGUUCGGUACACUGUUUGAAUGUGCUGCUGACCGCUUUGCUGGAGCAGAGCCGACAGCACCACGGCCCGGCCAGGGCAGCAAGCGGUCUUCAGGCUGCGGCCUCCGCUGAGCAUUACCCCAGAAACCAUGCUGAGCUGUGUACCCGGCGGCACACAUGUGGUGGACAGAGGCAGCGUCCGAGGGUGAGGCCGUGGCUGCCACAGGGAUUGUGUAAACUUGCUGUUUGGUUUUGGUUUUGUUUCCUGCCAGGUGUUACAUGAUGGUGGUUUGUUUCAAUGUAUUGGAAACUUUUCAUUUUAUUCAAGAAAUCUGUUCCAUGUUAAAAAGCCUUGAUUAAAGAAGAAGUUUUUAUAAUCUAA